CGGUCUGUGUCACAGGUGGCGUCACCACCUUCGUGGCCCUCUAUGACUAUGAGUCCCGGACUGAAACCGACUUGUCCUUCAAGAAAGGAGAGCGCCUGCAAAUCGUCAACAACACGGAAGGUGACUGGUGGCUGGCUCAUUCCCUCACUACAGGACAGACGGGCUACAUCCCCAGUAACUAUGUCGCGCCCUCAGACUCCAUCCAGGCUGAAGAGUGGUAUUUUGGGAAGAUCACUCGCCGGGAGUCUGAGCGGCUGCUGCUCAACCCUGGAAACCAGCGCGGGGUUGCUCUCAGCCCCUCGGUUCUGCCCGCAGGUGCCUACUGCCUCUCUGUCUCCGACUUUGACAACGCCAAGGGGCUCAACGUGAAGCACUACAAGAUCCGCAAGCUGGACAGCGGCGGCUUCUACAUCACCUCCCGCACCCAGUUCAACAGCCUGCCGCAGCUGGUGGGCUAUUACCUAGAACAUGCCGACGGCUUGUGCCACCGUCUCACCAACAUCUGCCCCACGUCCAAGCCCCAAACCCAAGGUCUUGCCAAGGACGCCUGGGAAAUCCCCCGGGAAUCGCUGCGGCUGGAGGUCAAGCUGGGACAGGGCUGCUUCGGAGAGGUGUGGAUGGGGACCUGGAACGGCACCACGCGGGUGGCCAUCAAGACGCUGAAGCCCGGCACCAUGUCCCCGGAGGCGUUCCUGCAGGAAGCCCAGGUGAUGAAGAAGCUGCGGCACGAGAAGCUGGUGCCCGUUCCCCCUGCUGCCAGCUCUCCCCCACCAGUUGGCAUCAUCUGUGGGGGUUUCCUUAAAAACCAGCUGUUCCUGUACCCCAGCUGGGGUCUGGCUGUGGAGCUUCCCCCCCGCCAUGCUGGGCACCCCCACCAGCCUCGGUGCCCCAUGUCCUGGUCCCCACAGAUCGCGUCCGGCAUGGCCUACGUGGAGAGGAUGAACUACGUCCACCGGGACCUGCGAGCAGCCAACAUCCUCGUGGGGGAGAACCUGGUGUGCAAAGUGGCUGAUUUC
This is a messenger RNA of Pterocles gutturalis (yellow-throated sandgrouse), 1016 nucleotides long. RefSeq names its product proto-oncogene tyrosine-protein kinase Src-like. Gene Ontology annotation, molecular function: growth factor receptor binding; ATP binding; non-membrane spanning protein tyrosine kinase activity. The annotation marks the transcript as partial. Gene Ontology annotation, biological process: protein phosphorylation; cell adhesion; osteoclast development. NCBI's taxonomy places the organism in Eukaryota, Metazoa, Chordata, Aves, Pterocliformes, Pteroclidae. The transcript has 9 exons. The record is from RefSeq and is a predicted model, not a curated record. Gene Ontology annotation, cellular component: extrinsic component of cytoplasmic side of plasma membrane.